Strongylocentrotus purpuratus (purple sea urchin) is the source of this 6676-nucleotide messenger RNA. RefSeq names its product huntingtin-interacting protein 1. Gene Ontology annotation, biological process: clathrin coat assembly; endocytosis; actin filament organization. The record is from RefSeq and is a predicted model, not a curated record. Lineage: Eukaryota; Metazoa; Echinodermata; Echinoidea; Camarodonta; Strongylocentrotidae. Bases 171 to 3020 code for a protein of 949 amino acids. Gene Ontology annotation, cellular component: clathrin-coated vesicle; actin cortical patch. The transcript is spliced from 26 exons. Gene Ontology annotation, molecular function: clathrin light chain binding; phosphatidylinositol-3,5-bisphosphate binding; actin filament binding.
UAAAUACAUUAGAGAUCGGCGAAGUCGAAGACAAAACGUACGUAGUAGUAAGUUAAUCCAACAACUGUCAUCGAAAUACCAUCAGAUCCUCACGGUACUGUUCAUAUUUUAUAGCAUUUUCAGGUGGAUUGAUCAAAUAUCUUGGAUUCUUUUGAUUAAGAUUCGUUAUAAUGGCGUCUUCAUUAUCAAGCAGGCUAUCAUCCGUUCGGAGGAAUACAGACAGCCUUGAAACAGAGCGACAAAAUUUCAUCAAACGGCAGCAAACGAGUGUGAACAAGGCAAUCAAUGCGCAGGAAGUCCCAGUCAAGGAGAAACAUGUCAGAAGCAUCAUCAUCGGAACCUUCCAGGAGAAGGGGGCGUCGACCUUCUGGAGUGUUGUGUGCAGGCUACCGGUCCAGGGUACCCCGGUGGUGUGCUGGAAAUUCUGCCACACCCUUCAUAAGGUGCUCAGAGAGGGGCAUGAAGAGGCUCAGAAGCAGCUUCGAGAACAUACAGACCAUCUAAAAGAUCUUGGUAGAAUGUGGGGUCAUUUCCACGAUGGCUACGGUAAACUGAAUGCCGCCUACUGCAGUCUUCUCAACACCAAAUUGGAAUUCCACAAAAAGAAUCCACUGCUGCCAGGCAAUCUUGUACUACCACAGCCAGAGAAAGACAUUGAAAAAAUGUGUGAAAAUGAUAUCAAUAACUACUUCCAGAUGUCCGUGGAAAUUUUUGAUUACUUAGAAUCUCUCAUCGCAUUGCAAGCAGCAGUCUUCAAAUCCUUUAACCUGUCCAAACCAAUGUCGGGGACACCGUCGGGCCAGUGCCGUCUUUCGCCCCUCAUCGCGGUCAUCCUGGAUUCGGGCCAGCUCUAUGACUUCAGCGUCAGGUUACUCUACAAACUUCACGCAUGCUUGCCAGAGGACACACUGGACGGUCAUAGGUCUCGGUUUCUGAAGCAGUUCCAUGCUCUGAAGGAGUUCUACGCCAAAUGCAGCAGCAUCAUCUACUACAGAAGACUCAUCCAAGUACCCACUCUACCUGCAGAGCCUCCAAACUUCUUUGUGGCUUCCAUGAAUCAAGACACCUACAUCAGCCCAGCUGUGAUGCUUGCCCUCAAUGAGUCUAUGCUUGAUGGCAGUGGAAGAGAUAGCCCUCCGCCUCCCAGUGAAGCAUCAUCCAUUGAAGAGCCCGUCUUUGAGAAAUUUGAGGAACCUGUGAUGCACAGUGCUAUGUUAGUAGACCUCAUGUCAUCUCCACCCCCGCAACAGAAUGGACAACAGUCCCAACAACAGCAAAUUCAGCAGAGUGGUCCAGAUGAAAGAGAUUGGAUCAUUGAGCAGCUGAGAGAGGAGGUAAACCAGCUCAAGUUUGAGCUCGAGAGAACCAAAAAAGAAGAUCAGCGAAUCAUUGAAGCACUCAAGAAACGACUCAUGGAAAUGGAACAGGAGAUGAACGAACAUCGGACAGUGGUGGAGACACAGUGUGAGGAAAAUGAAACGUUACGGGACAAAGUAAAGGAACUUGAACAUGCUGCUCUCAUGGUCUCAGAGGAGAAAUUGGUAGAUGCAGAAAGGAGGUCCAAAGUAAAUGAAGAGAGAUUCAAGAAGAUGAAAGAUGUCUACAAUAAACUGAGAGAAGAACAUCUAGGCCUCCUGAGAGUGAAUGCUGAAGCUAACAAGCAACUCACAACGGUAUCCAAGUGCUCAGAGGAGACGGUCUUGGCGAGGCAGACGGCUGAGCAGACCGUCGAGAAGCUGCAGAUGUCCAUCGCUCAGACAGCCAGCAGGGAGGCUCAGCUCAAGAGGCAAAUGGAGGAACAGAGGAAAAAAUUGCUUGCCAAGGCUGUGGAGGCUGCCGAGGAGACGUUGAGACUCAUCACACAACAGAUGGACGAUCCUCAGUUUGCAUCAGCUACGUGUACUCCAGAAUAUUUGCAGAGUAGAGCGCCCAUAGCCGAUGAAUGUGUGAAUAACCUUGAGAGAUGCUUCAACUCAUACCAGCAGAACAGCAACGAUUUUGGAGGAUUGAUCGGUGCCAUCGCCUCCUUUUCUCAAUCCCUCGGAGAAUACAUGCUGCAGGGCAAAGCCACCUCAAAUCUUGCUCCUGUGGAUGUCGGAGAAAGAUUGUCAUCCAAUUGCCAUGCGACAUGUAGCAGUGCCUUGACUGUACUUCAUGCCUUGAAGGAAGAGGACCAGCAGGGCUUUACCCGGAAUGAAGGCGACCUGAGGGAGAACCUUCGUGCUAUCUCUAACCUCACACAGGAGCUGAUAUCCGAGGAGAUAAGUAGUACAGAAGAAAUUGGUGAUCUUGUGGAGGCAGAGAUGCAGUCCACAACAGACCUUGUCGACCAGGCUGCUAGUAGGAUAGAGGAGAUGCUGAAGAGGUCGAGAGAAGCCGACACCGGUGUGAAGCUGGAGGUGAAUGAGAGAAUCCUCGACUCCUGUACUCAACUCAUGAUCUGCAUCAAAGAACUCAUCACCAAGUCAAAGUCACUCCAACAAGAAAUCGUCGCAAGUGGACGGGGUUCAGCAACCGCCAAGGAGUUCUACAAGCGUCAUCAUAGAUGGACAGAGGGCCUCCUCUCCGCUGCUAAGCUGGUCGGGGUCGGAGCUUCUCAUUUGGUUGAUAGCUCUGACAAGUUGAUGAAAGGGAAAGGGAAGUUUGAGGAGCUCAUGGUUUGUUCCCACGAGAUCGCAGCCAGCACCGCUCAGCUGGUGGCAGCGAGCAAGGUCAAGGCGGACAAGGGAAGCCCCAACCUCAAGGGCCUCCAGGUCGCAUCCAGGAACGUCGCCACGGCAACGGCAGGAGUGGUGGCAUCCGCCAAGACGGGUGCACAGAUGAUCGAGGAAGGAGAUUCACCCGACUUUACCAAGAUGACUUUGACACAGACCAAGCGUAUGGAGAUGGAGGCCCAGGUGACCGUCAUAGAGCUGGAGAGUAAGCUAGAGAAGGAGCGCGUCAAGCUGGCGGAGCUCCGGAAGCAGCACUACCAGCUUGCAGGAGCCUCAGAGGGAUGGGAAGAAGGGGAUAGCAAAUAAUACAGGAGGAUGGGGACUUUGGAGGACAAGGAGAAUAUGCUGAUCUUGUGUGAAGAAGAUGAAUUCAACACAAGUUUCUUUGAGCAGAGGAUAGGAGGGAGAGGGUUUAGGCAGGUAGACCCAUAGCACGUGGAGAGAGAUAGUUGUGACAUGCUCAAGCAAGUGCUGUCGUAGUUUAAAUCAUGGAGCUCCAGAUAGUGUCCCUUCUCCAAAAAAUGUCUGGAAAUGUUUUCUUUGCAUCCAUCCAUGUCCGUCUGCUUGGAAGACAGCAAUAGAGUGAAGAAAAAUUAUUGAGUGCUUAUAGUUACCGUACCUCAUGGAAAACGAUGCAUUGAAAAGAGCCUCAAGAUCAACCUUGCCACGAGAAACCAACAAUGUUGUUUAUAGACCAAGUUAUUCAUGUCAGAUAAUGAGUUAAUGCACAAUACCAAACACAUGAACCAGGUACGAUUUUGUUUGUAGACCAAUUUACUCAUGUCGAGUAAUUAGUUUAUCCACAAUACCAAAAACCUGAAAAUGUUUCCAUUAUGGCUGCAAACCAUAUGUCCUUUGUCGGUUAAAGUUGCUCAUGCUUGGGUAUAUAGAGGGCAGCACACAGACGUACGCACGGGAGCGUAAUACCCGUAGGCUGGAGUGUUAUGUAGUGAUCGCCAAGUUGCCUACUUCAUGAACGACUAUAUACCCAUGCAUGAACAUCUUAAGUUUAUGUGAAGUAUGAAUAGCGCAGGGAGAUUUUUAAGGUCAUGUUCCUGUAGCGCAAUUGCAAAAAAUUUCGAGAGAAUCAACUUAAGGUUGGGUUCAAUACCCUACAGUAUCACCUAUAGAAAUCAUGUUCAGAUUAUGUAAUAUGAGCGAUGGUUCAGUGGUAGAGCAGUGGUUUCAUAACCAGGGGGUCCUGGGUUCAAAGCCAAGCCAAGUCAAUGUACUAGUGCCUUUUCGGUAGGCAUUAAGAAGUACCUCAGAGAGGAAUAAAGCUGUCGAUCCCCUGGUUGAUUAAUUUCAAGCAAACAAUUGCGUCCAUGUAUAGCAGUUGGGUAAAAUAAACCAAACCAAAAAUUGCAAUAAGUGAUACGCAAGUCUAUUGCAAUUACCAUAGGCUGAUUUCUUGAAAGCUUUUGUGAUUUUGUUCUUAUAUUUCUCUGAAUAGUGUUUUGUUUUCUUCUCUUGUGUCCUACAGAAAUAUCACAAAUAUUAGGUGCUAAACUGAACAUCAUAGCAGUCAUGGAGACUGCAUGCAUAUAUUUAUUUAGUUUUUGUCACAUAUACAAUGUAUGUAGCUUAUUUAUCCGCAUGGGGGAGUUGAAAUAGCCCUGUAUAUGAGCUGUCAUAUAUUAAACCUGUAAUCGAUAUCGUCAAUUGUUUUCUUGGAAUCAAGAAUGAUUCAUGACUCAAUAAUAUAUACGUAACGCGCUUAGAGACGGUAUUCCGUAUUAACCGCUAUAUAAAUCCAGAUUUUAUUAUUACUAUUAUUGAUAAAUCACUUAUUCAUGAGUUACAUAUAAUUAUAUCCCACAUAGCAAGAAUCUUGCAACAUGGUUGGUCCAAAUGAGGUCACAUGAAAAAUGAUAAUUUACAUGUCUUGACUGUCACAGUGAAUGUAAAAACUAUCACAUUAUAUUUGAUAGUCUUCGUUCGCUGAUACUGCCUGGGCAUACACAUUAGGAGCUACAUGUAAUGGACGAUGGUUUUGCAAAAUAUGCGUACGCUUUUGUAGUGGAGGUCAAUGCAAAGCACGUAUGUGCAACAACACACAAGCAGACGCAGCUUGCUACUGUACAGAUAAAUUCAAUGUAUGUUUAGCUUUGACUUUUGUGUUCAUCAUUCCUCUUCUCAUUGGAAAAAUACUGUCGACGUGGGAUAUAAAGCAAAUAAUCACAUCCCUUACUCUGGGGGAUGGACACACUAUUAUCGCCUCGGUUAUCUUGGGGGCUCUGCUGUCUUCCCUCGCCUUUGGCAAGAUAGUAGCCCGAAGAUCAUUUCUGCGAUGAUAGUUUGUCCCUUCGCAAGAGUCGUUGGUUAUUAUUUGCUUACUGAAUAAUAGUAGCAUCAAUACUUACAAAGGUCAAGGCAAUAUGAUUUGGAAACAAUUGUCUCACAAAUUUACAGUUGCGGUACAUAUUUACCAUUACCCGGUUGCAAUGUCUGGUUUAUAAUUUGCUUUCAUUUUAAAUAGUUGCCCCAAGUGUUGCAAGUAUGCCCCUUGUAGAAUAUGUGGGUUUCUAAAUGAGUUGUAAUCAUAUAUGUUAUAAUGUACAAUUAUCUUUUGUUGUAGAUUUUUUCUUUUAUAUAUAUAUAUUUAACAAAUCAUGCAUGGAAGCCUGUAUAAUGAUGUAUAGUGAAUCAAAGAAUGAAGUAAUAUGUUAUGAAGAAGGCCUAAAAUUGCCGCCGCUUUUUCAAAAUUUGUACGAAAAUUGUUCAACUUCCAUGCAUUUCUUACUACUUGUUGUAUUUAUCAAAAAUAAUUUCUAUAUUCUAUUUUUCUAUUUAUCACUCAUGUAUAUACCAUUGUAAGAGGAAGAAAAUGUUGAACGAUUGCUUUUUUGUUGUAACUUAAGUGUUCCAACAACCUGCAUGUGUAUAUAAAAAAAAAAUCUUCAUUCAAAUUCAAAUAAAGAGAACAGAAUUGGAUAGAGGACAAUAAUGAGAUACGUUAAUUAAUUCAAGGCAAUGAUGAAAUCAUUCAACUUGAAACAUGAAGACAUUAAUAUCUGGUAAAUCAUUCUUGUGGAUUCUUUUGAUUCAAGUACAUUUUUUAUUUAGGAUGGCCCGAGGAUCAUUUCUGAAGCAGUAUUAAAAUCCAUGAAAUUUAUAUUUGCAUGCAAAAACAUUUUUCUCAAUUGCCAAGAAAUUGAAAGUAAUGAUUAUAUGAUCACAAAGUGUCUUGAAACCUGUAAGGUGAAUGAUUAUUACUUUCCAUAAGUUUUAUUAAAGGUCUUAGAAAACUUAAUUUCGAUUUUACAUAAAAUUGAAAUGUGAUAUUCAUGUGUGGUUUUAAUUUCAUUAGGUAUAUGAAAUCAUACUUUUUCACUUUUUUUUUUUUUAAUGGGGGGGGGGGGGGGGGGGGGGGGGUCAGGGGAAAACGUGUUUGAACUUUAUAUAUCGGAAUGGAUAAACUUGUUUGGCUUAUUUGUGCAUAUGAUUUCUUUUACAGAUAUGAAUUUUCAUGCAAGGAUUUCAGGCCUAACUAGAUUAAUAUCACAAAGGAUAUACUUGCUGGACACAAUUUGUUAAGAAUGUUUUCAAAUUAGAUUAUUAUCUUAUUGAUGGUUUUGAUCUCUAAUUCGUAUGGCCUGAUCAUAUCAUUUUUUAUGUUCAUAAUGUUUCCCGUAAUUAAACUGUGGUAAGGGGACUCUUUCACUUUAAAAAUACAUGUUCAAACAUGUUCUUGGAGAAUUUUGUUUUUCUCACAUUCAAAGAAAGAUUAAUGAACAAGAAAUUAUUUAAUGGGCAUGUCAAGGUAUUAAAAAGAAUGUUUUACGGCUUAGCAUAUAUACAGAAUGUUGCUAUGCAGUUGAAUACUUAAAUAGGCAUUAUUUCUUAUAUACAUGUACAUGUAUUUAACUGUUGCUUUCCUUUUGAGUGUAAUGCUUCCUAUAUGUGUGUACAUAAAAAACUGUGUAUACUCUUAUCAUAAUAAAAUGUGAUAUGACAAACAA